Messenger RNA from Oikopleura dioica, 1779 nucleotides. NCBI's taxonomy places the organism in Eukaryota, Metazoa, Chordata, Appendicularia, Copelata, Oikopleuridae. The record is from the annotation of a GenBank genome assembly.
AUGAGCGCGGACGCUUUGAAAAACGAAGGAAACGAGCUUCUCAAAAAGAACGAUUUGGAUGGAGCCAUCGGAAAAUAUACCGAAGCGAUCGCCUUGAAUCCUACAAACAAGGUCUUCUACUCGAACCGAUCAGCCGCCUUCGCGAAAAAGAGUGAAUACCAGAAAGCUCACGACGACGCAGUGAAAGCAAUUGAACUUGAGCCCACAUGGCCAAAAGGCUACUCGCGGAAGGGAGCCGCUUUGGUCGGAUUGAACCGACUUGAAGAGGCGAAAAUCGCUUACGAAGAAUCUCUCAAGCUCGACCCCAACAACGCCGCGACAAAGACCGAAGUUGAGAACCUCAAGAACAAACUCUCCGGCCCCGGCGGUUCGCAGCCGAUGGGAAAUCCAUUCGGCGGAAAUCCGGCUGAAAUCUUUCAAAAGUUGGCGACCGAUCCGCGAACGAAGAAUUACAUGAGCGAUCCUUCUUAUUUGCAGAUGCUUCAGGAGCUUUCUGCCAAUCCUUCCAAUGCCAUGAAGCACAUGGGCGAUCCUCGAAUGCAAGCGACUCUCCAAGUCAUGUUCGGAAUCAACCUCGGCGCCGAUGACCAAGGCAAUCCCGUUGUCAACCCCACUGCCGACAACAAAGCUAACCAAGAAAUGCCCAAAGGUCCAAAAAUGUCCUUCGACGACAUGGACACCGACUCCGGUCCUUCCGAGCCCAAGCAGUCCAAGCCAGAGCCAACGCCUUCGAAAUCCCCCGAGCCAGAGCCAGUACCAAUCGACGAAGAAAAAGAAGAGGCAAAACGAGCCAAGGCGGCUGGAAAUGAGUUUUACAAGAAGAAAGACUUCGACAACGCUGUCAAGAACUACAAAAAGGCUGUCGAGCUCGAUCCGGCUGAGAUGAUUUACGUCAACAACUUGGCCACCUGCUACUUCGAAAUGGCCAAGACCGGCAAGAUCGACAACUACGACCAGUGCCGGGAAUACGCGUUGAAAGCCGUCGAUGUUGGUCGAGAAAACCGAGCAGAUUACAAGACCAUUGCCAAGGCUCUCAAACGAGUUGCCAUGUGCUACGAGAAGGAAAAGAACUUUGAUGAUGCCAUCAAGUGGUACAACAAGUCGCUCUCCGAGCACCGAGAAAAGGACACUCUCCAGAUAGUUCAAAAGCUUGAAAAACAAGCGAAGGAAGCAAAGCGAGUGGCCUAUUUCGAUGAAACGAAGGCCCAGGAAGCAAAGGACAAAGGAAACGAGUUCUUCAAAAAGGGUGCUUUCCCAGACGCGAUCAAGUCGUACGAGGAAGGGCUCAAGCGAACUGCUGAUGGAGACUGCGACAUGAAAGCGAAGCUCCUUUCGAACAGAGCCGGCUGCUACGCGAAGUUGAUGGAGUUCCACCGAGCGCAGAAAGAUUGCGAAGAGGCGCUCAAGUUCAAGCCCGACUUCGUCAAAUGCUGGAUCCGAAAGGGCUCCGUUUUGGAAGCCCAGAAACAGCUCGACAAUGCCCUCGAGUCCUACAGAAAAGCAAUCGAACUCGACCCCAACGCCAAAGAAGCCCAGGACGGCAUGAACAGAGUGAUGUCGCUGAAGUACGCCGCCAGAAACGACCCCGAACAAGUCAGAGCCCGUGCGAUGAAUGACCCAGAGAUCCAGGCGAUCAUGGGCGACCCAUCGAUGAGAAUGAUCCUCGAACAGAUGCAGCAGAACCCUCAAGCGGCGAUGGAGCACAUGAAGAACCCCGACAUUGCCCAGAAAAUCCAGAAGCUGGUCGACUGCGGUCUCAUCUCCGUCUCCAGCCGCUAA